Thecamonas trahens ATCC 50062 is the source of this 1637-nucleotide messenger RNA. RefSeq names its product peptidase C45. Gene Ontology annotation, molecular function: glycerophospholipase activity. Bases 22 to 1536 code for a protein of 504 amino acids. The record is from RefSeq and is a predicted model, not a curated record. Gene Ontology annotation, biological process: phospholipid catabolic process. NCBI's taxonomy places the organism in Eukaryota, Apusomonadida, Apusomonadidae. The transcript is spliced from 2 exons. Gene Ontology annotation, cellular component: extracellular region.
GACGCGACUUGCAACAGAAACAUGCAAGCCACCACUAUGUUUGCACUUGCUGCCACGGCCAUGCUUGCGCUUGUGGCUUUGGUCGCAGCUGGCGGGAUGGACCCGCGGAACCAGGAGGCGUUUUACGCGUCGAUGAUGCCCGCGUCGCGCGAUACGGGCAAGCCACUGCCAUUGACGCCUGCCGAGGAGGCUAUGGUGGCCAAGGCGUCGCGGAAGGAUGUCAACGGGUGGAUCUAUGUCAACAUCUCGGGCGACCCGUACGAGAUGGGCUUCCAGAACGGAUACACCAUGGCCAAGGAGUGGGCGGCGGCGGUGCAGGCGUACGAGUACAUGACGCUGCAGACGACCGGCAUGACGUAUCAGUUCUUUGUCGACAAGGCCAACGAGAUGCAGGCCCACCUCAUCACCGACGAGUACAUGCAGGAGAUGCAGGGCAUGGCCGACGGCGCCACCAAGGCCGGCGUCCGCGCCACCCUCGCCGACAUUGUCGGGUGGAACGCGUACAUGGGCCUGACCGGCUACUGGUGGCCCACUGUUGUCAGCAAGUAUGCGUCAGCCAAGAACGACGGCGCCCGCUUCUCCACCUCGCACUGCUCGGCCUUUGUGGCCACCGGCUCGGCCACCGCCGACGGCAAGAUCGUCAUCGGGCACGAGACUUUUACCUCGUUCUGGAACGGUGCCUUUAUGAACGUCAUGCUCUCGCUCAAGCCGACCUCGGGCAACGCCAUCCUCAUGCAGACCUCUUAUCUGUACCUCUCGUCCAUGACCGACUUUUGGCUCAACUCGGGCGGCCUCGUCGUGACCGAGACCACCCUCGCUGGCUUCCAGGGCUUUGACACCGCGGGCAUUCCCGAGUUUAUUCGCGUCCGUAAUGCCACUCAGUACGCGUCCACCAUCGACGAGUGGAUCGCCAUCAUGGAGGGCGGGAACAACGGCGGGUACGCCAACUCUUGGCUCCUCGCCGACAUUCACUCGAACGAGAUUGCCGAGUACGAGCAGGGCCUCACCUACACCUACACCAACAAGCUUGCCGACGGCUACAUCUUUGGUGACAACGUCGCCAACUCGCCCGAGAUUCGCAACCUCGAGUGUGCCGACACCGGCUUCUCCGACGUCCGCCAGCAGACCGGUGCCCGCCGCACCCGCUGGCCGCAGCUCCUCAAUGGCCACUACGGCAACAUCUCCGUCGCCGCCGGCCAGUCCAUGCUCGGCGACACCUACGAUGUCUACCUCAAGAAGGAGAACCCCAGCUCGCGCUGCAUCUGCGGCAUGUACGACGUCGACCCGCAGUACUACGUUUCGGACCCCAACGCCGUGUGGAACGUUCCCUUCACCCCUGCCGGCUCGGUCGACGGCAAGGUCACUUCGGCCGACAUGGCCGCCCGAAUGGAGAUGUCCGCCAUCUUUGGCCGCGCCAACGGCGCUCCCUUUGACGCCGAUGCCUUUAUCGCUGACAACCCGCAGUGGGCCUGGCAGAAAUCGGUCCUCACUUCGCGCCCGUCGCAGCCGUGGACCACCUUUGCCGGUGCACAUUAGCAGCAACAGCACCACCACCAACCACUAUCACUAUCACCAUUAUCAUCAUCAUCAUCACCACAUUCUUCCCCUUCACUUUGUUUAAACACUCUUGUCACACA